Molecule: messenger RNA, 2609 nt
Organism: Neolamprologus brichardi
Lineage: Eukaryota; Metazoa; Chordata; Actinopteri; Cichliformes; Cichlidae
Source: RefSeq, a predicted model, not a curated record
UGACUUGUGAGGAAAUGUUGAAAUGCCGCCCAUGAGUAAUAGUAACAGAGCAGUGCGCGUGUGUUGUUGUUGAAGGGUGUGUCUCCGUGAGCGUGUGCGUGUGGGCACUAAAAAGAGGAGGUCUCCCAAGGCGAAGUCAACUGAGUCCCUCCACCGAUCUGUACAGCGCUCCUACCUCAUCCGCAAAAAGCUCUCUGUUGGCCAAAUCUGCACAUUAUCGUGUGCCCGCUGGACUUUACGCCGACGCCGACCCAUAAGGACUUUUCUAUCACUUCCCCAGGCUACACCGCGGAAGUCCUAAAACCAGAAGCGCAAGCCACAGGAAUCAGUUGCCACAUCAGAUUGCUUACCCAGUUUCUGUUAGUGUGUGCGUGCGUGUAGCUCUAAAGGCCUGCGACGUUUUCAUUGAUAGUUUUAAGAUGUAUCAGGUGGCGAGGAAGCUCUUUUUUACGGACUGUCGAUGUGCUGACAAUGCGUCGAAAGCAUACGAAGAGCUGUUCGCCAAGCUGGACACUAACAAGGAUGGAAAAGUGGAUGUGUCCGAGCUGAAGGCAGGCCUGGAUGCUAUGGGCAUCAAGGCUGAGAAAGGGGCAGCUCAGAAAAUCAUUUCUUCUGGAGACAGAAACAAAGAUGAGGGGCUCGACUUCAGCGAGUUCUCCAAGUACCUGAAAGAACAUGAGAAGAAAUUACAACUGACCUUCAAGAGCUUGGACAAAAAUAAAGAUGGUCGUAUAGACAUUACGGAGAUAAGGCAGUCACUUGCUGAUCUGGGGCUGGAAAUCAGCAAAGAGCAUGCAGAGAAAAUCCUUCAAAGGUAUUUCAGAGGACUGGAGGAGCAGCCUUAUCAAAGGCUUGAGAUGGCCUUGGUUCUGCUGCAGCCUCACCAGCAGCAACAGCAACAUCAGCAAAGCUGGUUUUUCCUCGACUUGGAAGAUGAUUGGCUGUAUGAGGUGGAUGUGGACAUGGUUUUGGACAUUGGUGACAGCCUCACCAUCCCAGAUGAGUUCACAGAGGAGGAGAAGACCACAGGUCUGUGGUGGAAGCAGCUGACUGCAGGAGCAGUGGCGGGUGCUGUGUCCCGUACAGGAACCGCCCCUCUGGACAGAAUGAAGGUCUUCAUGCAGGUGCACGCUUCUACAACCAACAAAAUCAGCUUGGUCAGCGGCUUCAAGCAAAUGCUAAAAGAAGGAGGGGUGACUUCUUUGUGGAGAGGAAAUGGUAUCAAUGUCAUGAAGAUCGCCCCCGAGACAGCCAUUAAAUUCAUGGCUUAUGAACAGUAUAAGAAGCUGCUGUCCAGUGAACCGGGUAAGGUGAAGUCCCACGUGAUGAAAACCCGUAUGACCCUGAGGAAAACCGGACAGUACUCAGGAAUGUUUGACUGUGCCAAGAAAGUCCUGAAGAAAGAGGGAGUGAAGGCGUUUUACAAGGGCUACAUUCCCAAUAUUCUGGGCAUUAUCCCCUAUGCUGGGAUAGAUCUGGCAGUGUAUGAGAGCUUGAAGAACUUCUGGUUGUCCCACUAUGCCAAAGACACAGCCAAUCCAGGGGUUCUGGUGCUGCUGGGCUGUGGUACCAUUUCCAGCACCUGCGGCCAGCUGGCCAGCUAUCCCCUGGCUCUGAUCCGAACCCGCAUGCAAGCACAAGCUUCUGUUGAGGGCUCAGAGCAGCUGCCGAUGAAUCUGAUGGUGAAGAAGAUUAUGAAAAAGGAGGGCUUCUUUGGACUUUACCGCGGCAUCCUGCCCAAUUUCAUGAAGGUCAUACCAGCCGUCAGCAUUAGCUACGUGGUGUACGAGUACAUGCGGUCUGGUCUGGGUAUUCAGAAGUAGGCAGCAGAGUUCUCAGUGACCGCAUGUGUUUACGAGUGUAAGAAAAGGUGCACCCAACUUUUUUCUUUUCUUUUCUUUUCAAAACACUCCCUCCUUUUUUACAUAUGUUGUUUGCCCUUGUUUACCUGCAGUCCACUGAGACCGCAGGCCUUUGCUCAUACAAAGAAAAUCCUGCAGCGCUAACGCAGGGCUGACAGUGAGUAGGAAAAUCUCUACAAAGUUUCCAAAUGUUGGUUGUGUUUAUUGUGCACUCCUAGCUUUAUGUACUCCAACAAGCCUCAUGAUCUACUUCAGAUGAGUUCAUCUCUGGCUUUGAAAACCAAGAACACUUAUCAGGGUAAUUUCUUUUUGGUUUAAUUGUUGAAUAGAAACGUUACUCUAAUAUUUAAUCAAAAAGUCCAAGAAGUCACCUGCUGCAAUUUUCUGUUUUUUGUUUAUCUUCUUAUCAUCAAAAAUAAUCUGACCAAGUCCCACGUGUGGUGGGGAAACUGUUUCACAAAGAAAUCUGCAGAAACUAAAACAAACAAACAAGUGCAAUACUGUAUUUACACAUUGUGUGACAUCUGAGAGAGGUUUGACUUUUUAAUAAGGGGUUUCAUCUGAGGGUCAUUGGUUCAUUAAAAGGGUCUUUUUAUAUGGGACAGAAAAGGAGAACUGUGCCUUAUGUUUUUUUAUUCUCAGAUAUCUGUGGACUUCAACACCCCUGUUUUCUCUUGCCUUUCUUUCAAAUAUGUCUUUAUUAGGCGCUGGUGUUUAUGUGAAUAAAUCUGGAUACAAAUGUUAAAA